Molecule: messenger RNA, 249 nt
Organism: Closterium sp. Naga37s-1
Lineage: Eukaryota; Viridiplantae; Streptophyta; Zygnematophyceae; Desmidiales; Closteriaceae
Source: the annotation of a GenBank genome assembly
AUGUACAAACUGGCAAGCUCCUACCGUUUUCACUUCUUCCUUUACUUCCUGGCUGAUGUGCUUGAGCAGCUCAACAUUUUGAACAAGACCUUCCAGCAGAAACAGCUCGAUCUGGUGUCUUUGCAUGCGCAGAUCAAGCGGACAACGCGUCACAUCGAGAGCCGCUACGUGGACUGCGGCGAUGACUUCGGCGGCGGCAUGAGCCAGUGGCUGUCACCUUUCCUGCUGCGCCAUGGCCCGGGGUUGUAG